AUGUCUAUACUCUCUCCUAGCCGCCUCAAGGCGAAGCUUGGCCCUCACCUGCACCUGAGGGUGCCCUUUGAAAGUGGAAAGUAUGCCUCCAGAUGGUCCAAUAGGGACCUUGACCCAAUCCCUCCUGAGAAGCGGACCUGGGGCGCGAUCGACUAUUGGGCAUACUGGACUUCAGACAUGCUGGCACCGCCCCUUGCCUCCACCGUUUCCAGUGUCAUGUCGCUUGGCUUUACUGCUCGAGAGACGAUCCCCAUUGUCUUCUUCGGCUUCCUGAUCUGCAGCGUUGUCAUCACUCUCACUGGCAAAAUGGGUGCCACCUACGCUGUCCCAUUCCCUGUCAUUGUUCGAAGCAUUUUCGGAAUGUAUGGGUCAUUCCCAGCCAUUUGUAUUCGAGCCUUUGUGGCUUUGAUGUGGACUGCAAUUUUGACCGUACAGGCUGGUGCUUAUUUGCAGCGCUGCUUGGAGGCUAUCUGGCCAAGCUUCAUCCACUUCCCCAAUCACCUCGCUGCUGAUGCUGGAGUCACCUCUGCUGGACUACUGUGCAUCUUCUUGUACUGGUUUGCGCAGACCGCCCUUGCAAUCAUGCCUAUUGAGAAGUUGAGGAUCUUGUUCUGGGUCAAGGGUGUUAUCGUCCCUCCGACUUUCCUCGCUCUCUUCCUUUGGGCUGUGAUCGUGACAAAAGGUGGAGGGGAGUUGGUCACCGGGAAGAUGCAUAUUGAAUCGACAUACAUGAACACAGCCUACUCCGCUCUCACCGGCCUGAAUGCCAUUAUCGGCCUCUUCAGCUCCAUGGCUGUGAAUAUGCCCGAUUUCGGCAGAUUUUCUAAGGACAGACUGUCCGGAUAUAACCAAUACUUUGCUCUUCCUAUUAUCGGAACUCUUGGUGCUCUCACUCCUAUUUUUGUCACCUCCGCGAACUCGUACCUCUGGGGAAGCUUCGAGUGGUACAUGCCUGCUAUCAUUGCAAACUUCGACUCUCGUGCCGCGAAGUUCUUCGUGUCCUUCAGCUUCAUGCUUGCCACAAUCGGCAAUCAAGUUGCUGCAGGCACUUAUCCUUUCUCUAAUGAUAUCACUGGUAUCGCGCCGAAAUACAUCAACAUCUUCCGUGCGACCAUGUUCAUCUCCAUCUUCUGUAUCGUCUCGACCCCAUGGAACAUUGUCAAGAAUGCCGCAGGCCUGCUAGCCUUCCUCUCUGGAUACUCAUGCUUGAUGGGACCUCUUGCUGGCACUAUGGUCUGCGACUACUACAUCAUCAAGAAGCGCAAGCUCGACAUCGACCAGCUAUACACUAAUCGCGGAAUUUACUGGUAUUCGCACGGAGUUAAUUGGCGCGCGUUUGUCGCUUUUGUCACCGGCUUUGCGCCUCUACUUCCUGGAUUUGCCAAGAGCAUUAAGCCAACCCUCAACGUGGGAGGAGCAUGGAAGAUCUACACGUUUGCUUGGAUCUUUGGAUUCUUCAUUUCCAUGCUGGUGCACUAUGUCAUUUGCACAUAUAUCUCGGUGCCCAAAGAGUCUAUCAUCGAAGAGGCGGUCUACCCGCCACAGCUUGGCGAUGUCUCUCCGCCGUCCGAGUCCGUGGACUCUGGUAAGGAUGACUAUGUCACGAAGGAGAAAGAAAUCAGCCCCGUCUAGCCUGGAGGCGCAAACAAUCGUUUUGACGGUCACGAACUCAAGUUGUAAUGAUGCUCGAGAAUGGAGUUCUGUUUCAGUGUCUAGUAACAUGGAUCGAACCGAUAGGGCUCAAUGCAGUAAACUUUUCAACUCUGGUGCAUAUCCUAGGCUUGUAGCCACGCCAGCUCGGCGACCGGCUGCAUGGUGUCUGCUGAGAAAGGUCAAGAGCCUUAGCGGCUGGCGGCUGGCGUCUGGAUGCGGGUGUGGCUUUUGGGGGUUCGCUAGCAUGAUGUUGUGAUUGGUGACAACCUGCAUCUUAUCUCGAGGGUAUUGACGGCCUCUCUGCCGGGCCAGAGGCCCGGAGGUGUGCUGAAUUUGAAGCUGUUCAGACGAGCCCACGUUAUCGUCCUCAACCAUCAUCAUAGCCCUAUACUGGCCCAAAACUAGGGACCUGGGUAGCUCGUUAAGAGCACACGACACACCCAGCCCUGUAUAUAGCUGCAUCU
This is a messenger RNA of Mytilinidion resinicola, 2117 nucleotides long. RefSeq lists its product as uncharacterized. The transcript has 9 exons. The record is from RefSeq and is a predicted model, not a curated record. Gene Ontology annotation, cellular component: plasma membrane. Gene Ontology annotation, biological process: nucleobase transport; transmembrane transport. Lineage: Eukaryota; Fungi; Ascomycota; Dothideomycetes; Mytilinidiales; Mytilinidiaceae. Bases 1 to 1632 code for a protein of 543 amino acids. Gene Ontology annotation, molecular function: nucleobase transmembrane transporter activity.